GACGUGUUUACCUUUUCUCCAAGAAGCCGCAUUUUCUUUCUGCGACGAAAAUAGGAGUUUUCUUGGAAAAUUAAACGAGAAAAUGGAAAUCUCAACCAAUAAAAUCUUCCUGAGGAAGACAAAGAGAGGAAAAAUCCUGAAGAUUGUCCGGGAGCAUUAUCUGAGGAAUGACAUCUUCUGUGGUUCAGCUGCUUGUGAAGUAUGCCCGCAGAUGUCCCACGAUAAAGUACUCUCAGAGUGCCCCAAAUCCCCAAGUAGCAGCAUCAAGUAUCCGCAUUAUGUUGUUCCGGACACAAACGUGGUGCUGGAUCAGAUCGAUGUACUCGAGGAGGGUAUCCUUUGCGAUAUUGUGGUGCCUGUGAUUGUCCUGGAGGAGGUGAAGAAUAAGAGUUCAGCUAUUUACAAGCGCUUCCGGGAGCUAAUCGCCAACACAAAGAGGCGAAUCUAUACAUUUGUCAAUGAGCAUCAUCGAGAGACAUUUGUGGAGCGUCAGGCUGGGGAAUCAAGUAAUGAUCGCAAUGAUAGGGCCAUCAGGACGACAAUUGAGUGGUACAACACACACUUGGGGCUCAGUCAGAAGGGCAAGAAGGAUGAGAAGCGCCUGCAGGUCAUCCUCCUGACCAAUGAUGUGGAGAAUAUGAGGAAAUCCCGUGAGAUGGGCAUUGCAGCCUUCACAAUUGAGGAGUACGUGAAGAGUUUGAAGGAACAUCCUGAGUUGCAGGAUAAGCUGGCGAAGAAAUUCUCAGACGAAGGCAAUAAGCCCGAUCUAUUCCCGCUGCAUCUCUCCCCAGGGCAGAUACGGGAUGGUAUUCGUUCUGGACAGCUUCUGCAGGGAUCUUUUAUGCGAUCACGUGAAAACUACCUCGAGGGGUAUGUGAAUGUCGAAGGGAUGGACAAGGCAAUCCUCCUGCAGGGCAGGGAAGCACUAAAUCGUGCCGUAGAUGGGGAUAUUGUAGCUGUGGAGCUCUUUCCGGAAGCUGAAUGGUCAGCUCCGUGUGGGGUGAUUAUUCAAGACGAUGCUGAGGAUCCUGGGGAUGUGCUGGAAGAUGAAUCAGGGCUCCUAAAGACACCCAAAGAGAUCGAAAGGGUGCCUACGGGAAAGAUUGUGGGGAUUAUCCGGCGCAAAUGGAGACAAUACUGCGGAAUUCUCCAGCCAAGCAUCCUCCCGGGAGCUGUGAGGCAUCUCUUUGUACCGGCUGAACCGAAAAUUCCCAAAAUUCGCAUUGAAACACGUCAAGCGGACAAGCUAGCACAGCAGAGAAUCAUCGUGGCCAUUGAUCAGUGGCCAAGGUACUCACGCUACCCACUGGGACACUUUGUACGUGCUCUGGGGCCUCUUGGAGACAAGGAAACAGAGAAUGAAGUCAUUCUCCUUGAGCACGAUAUCCCACACAGUAAUUUCUCCGAGGAAGUUCUCAGUUUCCUGCCCAAAAUGCCUUGGAUGAUCACAGAUAAGGAUCUGGAGAAGCGUGUGGAUUUACGGGGGAUUACCAUCUGUUCAGUUGAUCCGCCCGGAUGUACGGAUAUUGACGAUGCUCUGCAUGCAAGACGUCUCUCGGAGAAUCGUAUCGAGGUUGGGGUGCAUAUUGCAGAUGUGAGUCACUUUAUAAAGCCCGGAAAUGCCCUGGACAAGGAGGCAUCCAUGCGGGCAACCACAGUGUACCUCGUGGAGAAACGCAUUGACAUGGUUCCGGAACUUUUGAGUUCAAACCUCUGUUCCCUGCGUGGUGGUGAGGAGAGAUUUGCCUUCUCAUGCGUCUGGGAAUUGGACAAUGAGGCAAACAUCGUGGAGACAAAGUUCUUCAAGAGUGUCAUCCAUUCCAAGAGCGCACUGACCUACGAACAAGCUCAACUGAUCAUUGAUGAUCCCUCCAAGAAGGAUGACCUCGCAAAAUCCCUCCGGGAACUCAAUAGAUUGGCGAAGAUUCUCAAGAAGAAACGAAUUGAGAAUGGAGCUCUGGUGCUGGCAUCACCACAGAUACGCUUCCUGGUUGACAGUGAGACACACGAUCCCAUCGAGGUGGAGGCAAAGAAAAGCCUGGAAACCAAUUCAAUGGUUGAGGAAUUCAUGUUGUUGGCAAAUAUCUCCGUUGCGGAGAAGAUUGAGAGAGAAUUCCCGGAAUUCGCCAUGCUUAGGCGACAUCCAGAGCCAUCCCAGGGGAAUCUGGACACCCUCGUUAAAGCAGGAGCGAAUCAAGGCUUUGAGAUUAAUACAAAUUCCGGUCGGGAGUUGGCCAUUUCACUGGAUAAGGCCGUGAAGCAGGAUAAUCCGUAUUUCAACACAAUGCUGAGGAUCAUAGCAACGCGAUGCAUGAAUCAGGCUGUUUACUUCAUCAGUGGAACUGUGCAGAAGGAGGAAUUCUUCCACUAUGGUCUCGCUGUGCCCAUUUACACGCACUUUACAUCCCCAAUUCGUCGAUAUGCCGACAUCAUUGUCCAUCGUCUCCUGGCAGCUUGCAUUGGAGCCGAUGGGACGUAUCCGGAGCUUCUGGAUAAGCAAUCUUCGGCUGAAUUGUGCAAGAAUCUGAAUUAUCGCAAUCGCAUGGCUCAGUACGCGGGGAGAGCAUCUGUGGCCCUUAAUACCCAUCUCUUCUUCCGCGGAAAGGCUCAAGAGGAGGAAGGAUACGUUUUGCUGGUGCGCAAGAAUGCUCUGCAGAUCAUCAUUCCCAAAUUCGGACUUGAGGGCACAAUUUACGUCAAGGACAAGGCAGGAAGGAAUAAAACAGCCGCUCCCUUCACCUACGAUGAACACAAUCAAACCCUCCAGAGUGGGAAGAUCAUUUUCCAUGCCUUUGAUCCUGUCACAGUGCGCCUUAGUCUCGACUCAACGAAUGUGCAGCAUGAGAAGCUCCUAUUUGAUCUUGUAAAGCCACACAUUGAGGGAUUCAGUGUGCCACAGACGCAGAGUCAGGAGGGCGAGAAGAGGAAGGAAGCACCAACUGAGUCCGGAAAGAAGAAGCACAAAAAGGGGAAAAAGUGAAAAGAAUUGAUUUAAAUUGAUUUAUUAAAAAAAAAAUGUUAUUUUUGAGAAUAAAAAGACGCAAAAUAAAGAAUUUUUUUUUAAUAAAAAAAUAUCAAAAAAUAA
Messenger RNA from Lutzomyia longipalpis, 3085 nucleotides. RefSeq names its product exosome complex exonuclease RRP44 (gene Dis3). The record is from RefSeq and is a predicted model, not a curated record. Gene Ontology annotation, molecular function: 3'-5'-RNA exonuclease activity; endonuclease activity; RNA binding. The coding region runs from base 83 to 2980 and encodes 965 amino acids. The transcript is spliced from 3 exons. Gene Ontology annotation, cellular component: cytoplasmic exosome (RNase complex); nuclear exosome (RNase complex). Gene Ontology annotation, biological process: rRNA catabolic process. NCBI's taxonomy places the organism in Eukaryota, Metazoa, Arthropoda, Insecta, Diptera, Psychodidae.